Melospiza georgiana is the source of this 1683-nucleotide messenger RNA. It is a transcript of the gene FANCC, whose product is annotated as FA complementation group C. The coding region runs from base 1 to 1683 and encodes 560 amino acids. Lineage: Eukaryota; Metazoa; Chordata; Aves; Passeriformes; Passerellidae. The record is from RefSeq and is a predicted model, not a curated record. The transcript is spliced from 14 exons. Gene Ontology annotation, biological process: cellular response to oxidative stress; interstrand cross-link repair; nucleotide-excision repair. Gene Ontology annotation, cellular component: Fanconi anaemia nuclear complex.
AUGGCUCAGGACACUACAAUGCCCAAACUGAACUUUGAGUAUUGGUUGGAUAAAGCUGUUGAGUGGGGUCAAGCCACUACUUUGGAAUCACAGAAGGAUGUGUGCCUUCACUUGCCCCAGCUCCAGGAAUUUCUACAUCAGCUUUAUGAAACAAUAAAACAUUUGCAGGUUCCCACUGUAGCAAUCCAGCAGUUCCCUUUAAUUGGACAGCUUCUAGGAAGGCUCUGUUGGAAUCCUUUUGUUAUAGGAUAUGAUGAAAGCCAGAAGACUCUGAUGUGGUGCUUAUGCUGUCUGUACAGCAGUGAACCACAGAAUGCUGUGGAACUGAAGGCCAACAGCUGGAUACGGAGUUUGCUGUGCCAUCUCCUUUCUUCUUCUAAGUGGGAAAGUAAUGAAGCGGAAACCAGUACGUUCAUAUCAGCUCUGGGCUACACGUCAGCAGAUUAUUAUUGUCACUUGGUUAAAAAUAUGGUUGUUUCAUUAGUAACAGAACUCAGAGAAAACCAGGGCAAUGGACUUAACAUGCAGGAGAGCAUUUCAGCCAGUCGUGUGAAUGCUAUUUCCAUUUUCUGUGUGCCUCUCAUUACUUUGCCUGAUCUAACUCCAUUGCUGGAAACUCUCCUUCUUUACCAUGGAGGGUCAUCAAAAGAAAUUCUUAGUUUGGAGUUUCUAGAGGCUGUGAAUGAGGCCUUUUUAAAGAAGAAGAUCUCCCUUCCUGAAUCAGCUGUCUUCAGCCUUUGGCUUCGUCACUUACCAAGCCUUGAAAAGGCUACCUUACAUCUUUUAGACCAGUUGUUUUCCAUUCGGUGGAAUUCACUGGAAGAAGUGGCUCGUGUCAUGAAAGACUCAUUGCUGCCACAAGCAGCAAGCCAUCCUGCUAUUUUCAGAAUUGUAAAUGAAAUUUUCAAGAAUGCACUGAUGGAAACUGAUGGAACCCCUGAAGUUAUGACAAUUAUACAGGUGUUUACACAGCUCUUCCUUCAGGCUUAUCAGAAUAAAAACGAACAGUAUAAAUUUCCACUGAAGGCCUACUUCCCACACCAUCACCAGCCUCUUGUUAGAAGUUUAGUCAGACAUCCUUUUGAACUCCCAACUACGUAUUGGUCUCAUCACGUGAAACACAUUUCGGAUAUGCUCAAAGCAAUAGUAGAAGAUAAAAAUGUUAGUUCUCUUACUGACCUCUUUGAAAUCUGGUUUUUGGUUGCUUGUUUUGGAGAAUGGCUGGAUAUUGCAGCAGAACAAUUACUGAAGGCUGCUGUAGAACCAGAUCCUGUGCUGUGGCUGCUGGCAUUUUACUACUGUCCUAAGAAUGAAAAUCAACAAAGGACUCAAACAAUGGUGGAAGCCCAAGCAGUCUACAACCAUCUAAUGACACUGUUCAGCUGCAGGGACCUUUCUCUCAAAGACCUGGAGGCUGCUGUGCACAGGGUAACAGGUGUAGAGCAGUGUUGUAACCAGCAACUCUCAACACAUCUUCUGACCAACUUCUUGCUGUUUUCCUCUGGUGGACAUAAGAUUGCCCAGGAAUGUAUUCACCAUAUUACUGAGAUAACUGAUACAAGCAAAGAAGUUUAUAACCUUCUUAUCCGUACUGCUUACAGAUUUAACCAUAGUGGAGAAAAAAACCAAAGAACUUUGAAACUGAUGAAUGAACUUCUUCAAAAAUUUACAUGGAAAGUUUAG